Messenger RNA from Rangifer tarandus platyrhynchus (Svalbard reindeer), 402 nucleotides. The record is from the annotation of a GenBank genome assembly. Lineage: Eukaryota; Metazoa; Chordata; Mammalia; Artiodactyla; Cervidae.
AUGCCUGCGGCCUCCGGGCUCCGACCCCGCGCCAGCCCGCCCAGCCGGUCCCCAGACCCGGCCCUUGACUCACCGCUCUCCACCUCGCUGCCUUUCUUGGCGGUCGCCGCGUUCCCCAUGACUGGGGCGACGGGAGGAAGGGAAUGCGGGCGGGAAGACUGGGCGGAUUCUGAAGCCAGGACUUCAGCGAACUCAGCCCCGGCUGCCACGGCGGUGGCGGUGGCGGUGGCUGUAGCGGUGGCGGUGGCGGCGGCGGGCAGACACUCCCCCUUCCCCCGCCCCUUCCCCCCCCUGCGCGCCCCCGGGCAGUCGCGCACCCGGGCCCGGGACCCUGUCCCUCUUCACCCGCGGGCGCGCGCGCCGGAAGUGACGUGCCGGCCUGGGACGCGGGCGGCGGGCUGA